This is a messenger RNA of Apodemus sylvaticus (European woodmouse), 1383 nucleotides long. RefSeq names its product thiosulfate sulfurtransferase like domain containing 3 (gene Tstd3). Gene Ontology annotation, molecular function: thiosulfate-cyanide sulfurtransferase activity. The record is from RefSeq and is a predicted model, not a curated record. NCBI's taxonomy places the organism in Eukaryota, Metazoa, Chordata, Mammalia, Rodentia, Muridae. The coding region runs from base 91 to 567 and encodes 158 amino acids. The transcript is spliced from 4 exons. Gene Ontology annotation, cellular component: mitochondrion.
AGCCUGGACAGCGCCUGUGGGGAGAAGAGCAGGAAGGAGGCGAGGAAAGGAAGUGGUCAGCAGCCCCGGGGUCCCGGAGAGCCCAUUGUGAUGCUGGCCAGGCUGGUGCUUGGGACCUCAGGCAGGGCGGCCCUAGGAUCAGUGGAGCCUGCCCUUGGCGGUUUGAAGUCAAUAUGGGCAAGCAGCCAACACUUUUGUUCUACUCCUCCCAAGGGUGUGACUUACAGUGAACUAAAAAGCCUACUGAACUCCAAAGAUAUUAUGUUAAUUGAUGUUAGAAAUACAUGGGAAAUUACUGAGCAUGGAAAAAUACCUGGAUCAAUCAACAUACCAUUGGAUGAGGUGGGUGAAGCUCUACAGAUGCACCCGAGGGACUUCAAAGAGAAGUACUGUGAAGUGAAGCCAUCCAAAUCUGACCGUCUAGUGUUUUCUUGUUUAGCCGGAGUGAGAAGUAAGAAGGCUAUGGACACAGCAAUAUCACUGGGCUUUAACAGUGCUCAACAUUAUGUUGGAGGAUGGAAGGAAUGGGAAAGCUAUGAAACUUCAGAGAAGAACCAAGAAAGUUGACUUUUGGAAUAGCAGACUCUGUGUUCAUAUAUACAAGGAUGAUGGGUUAAGCAAAAGAAAAACCUAGUCUUGGCACCAAAGGCUAAUAGAUUCUGUAUGACUAUUUGGUGACUGUUUUCCUCAUCUGAGAACUGAGGGUGCUGCUUCCCUGAACAUCUUCAAAGUCUACUGCACACUGAGACAAUAUGGAUUGCCACUGAAAUAUAUUUUACAGUUCAUUUUUUUAUUCUUUUCUCAUAGAUUACAUCCCAAACCACAGUUUCUCCUCCCUCUUGUAUUUUGGUAUUCCAAAAAGAUCAGAUCAUGUGUGAACAUGGCUGUGAGCAAAAACAGUGUGUUAACAAGCAGACCGAUUGUAAACAGUUACUGAGCUUCUGGUUUGAGCCCCGUAUUUGUAGGUCCAGUGCUUGAAAGAUGGAGGCAAGGAAGAUUGGCAGAGUGUGAGUCCAGCUGGGACUACGGAGACCCUGUUUCUAAAGAAAAGACUCUGGGGUCUGGGGAAGUCAGCUCUACUCAGGGAAUCCCAUUCACUGCAUCUGGAGACUCAUGGCAGUGUAUGGCCAGAAUAGUAAUGAGGCGACUCAUUUAAAAAAAUUAUAAUUAAUGUAAGGCUAAGAAUCGAAACUGGUUAUGACUGUGGAGAGCAAAGUAACCUAGAAGAGGUCAGGAAACUGUGUGGGAUACUAGAGAUGUUCUGUGGCAUGACAGAAAUGUCAGUAGUGUGUGUCAAAACUCAUUAAAGCAAACAAAAAUGUUUUUUCCAAGUCAUAUACCUCAAUUUCAAAACUAAUAAAAUAUUAAAGUUUGACUCCCUUA